Molecule: messenger RNA, 1869 nt
Organism: Lathyrus oleraceus (garden pea)
Lineage: Eukaryota; Viridiplantae; Streptophyta; Magnoliopsida; Fabales; Fabaceae
Product: trihelix transcription factor PTL
Exons: 2
Coding region: 211-1689 (492 amino acids)
Source: RefSeq, a predicted model, not a curated record
UAAAAUUUGAGCCUUUUCAUUGACGACAGGAUCCGACUCUACCGCUUAACACCUUCAAUCUUCAUUUUUAUUUUUUAUUUAUUUAUUUCCCUUUCUUCAUCAAUAAUAUCUUCUUAUAUUCCUUCAUCACUUUUUUCUUAUCUAUAUAAUUCUCUCUUCUUUUUCUCUCUCAAUUUUCCACUAACCUCAAACAGUAACCACACACAUCUCAUGGAAAUGGAAAACCAUAACCAUCAUCAUCAUGAACAGCACCAGCACUACGGUAGUAAUACUAUAACUGAUCUCACACAGCUCAUUAGCAUUGGACAAAGGUCAACAACAACUAACCACUUCCCCACGGCGGAGCUAUUCCCCUCCGGCAACCACCCAAAUCUGGCAGUAACGGCGACACAACAACAAUACGAGAUGAUGAUGUUUGGUCGUCAGGUAGCCGAUAUAAUGCCUCGGAGUCUUCAUGACUUUGUUUCAAGAGAUUCUCCUGCUGUUGCUGCUACUGCUACUGCUACUACCACUACAACGAGCGCUUCAACUCCUUCUCUUAGCGGUAACUUAGAGGCGGAAACUACUGGUUGCAUUGGUGGAGGAGGUGGAAACAUCGUUGAUGCUUCCACCGGUAGAUGGCCGAGACAAGAGACUCUUACUCUUCUUGAAAUCAGAUCUCGUCUUGAUCCACAAUUCAAAGAAGCUACUCAAAAGGGUCCUCUUUGGGAUCAACUUUCUAGGAUAAUGUGUGAAGAGCAUGGUUAUCAAAGGAGUGGAAAAAAAUGCAGGGAGAAGUUUGAAAAUCUAUACAAAUACUACAAGAAAACAAAAGAAGGAAAAGCAGGAAGACAAGAUGGAAAACACUACAGAUUCUUUCGUCAACUCGAAGCCUUAUAUGGCGAAAACAACAAUAACCCUUCUUCAUCUUCACUCCCACAAAACAAUUUCGGAACCAACAACAAUCAAGAAAUGUUUCAUUCUCACAACAAAUAUUGCGAUAGUCUCAGCCUCACAAACUCCACCGAAUUCGACACGUCUUCGUCUGACAACAACGACGACAACGAUCAUAGCAUCGAGGGACUCAAGGAGAACGAGGGCUCCAUGGAUAAGCGAAAAAAGAGGAUGAGCGGAAGAAGCUUCUGGAAGGUAAAGAUAAAAGACUUCAUCGACUCACAGGUGAAGAAGUUGGUAGAGAAGCAAGAGGAAUGGUUGGAGAAACUCACGAAAACACUUGAACAAAAGGAAAAGGAGAGAGUUUUGAGAGAAGAAGAAUGGAGGAAACAAGAGAAAGAGAGGUUGGAAAAAGAGCAUAAUUUUUGGGCUAAAGAAAGAGCAUGGAUUGAAGCUAGAGAUGCCGCUUUAAUGGAAGCUUUGCAGAAACUAAAAGGAAACGAUGAAACAAUAACAAAGACGCAAUCCUCUUCUCAUGAUGGAAACAAGAAGAGAAAGGAAAAUACAAGAGGAUGUUUCUACUUUGAUAAUAACAACAAUGUUGAAAGAUCUUGUUUAUAUAACAACAAUGGAGUUGGAGUUGGAGUAGGAGUAGGAGUUUCCUAUUGUGAUGAUCAAAGGGAAGUACAAACAAACGACGGUUCGAAUUCUAACAACGUUGUUGUUGCAGCUGAAAGUUGUUUUCCAUUUUUGAUGGGUGAGGGUGGAAAUUUGUGGGAUAAUUACAGGGUUAAUAAACCUAAUCAAAACCAGUGAUUAGUGCUUUUUUUUAUGUUGAAAACUGAAAAGUUAGUUUUGUAAGAAUCUAAAUUCAAACUCUUGUUGAAAUAGUUGUUGACUGAGUUUUCUUCUCCAAAACAUCAGAGGUUAAAACAAAAACAAAAAAACUGUGUUCAGAUUUAUUCGACACUGAUACAGGUGAGUGUUUCUUUGUCA